AUGUCCUCAUCGUCACCCAUCAAACCACCUUCUUUACCAUCCCGAAGCUCCUCCCAACUGUCCCUCGACUCGCAUCUAUCCAGCCCAAGGAAGAGAUACGAGAAAACUGCAGCUCGACCUUCACUCGAUCAUAACGGGAUAAAACCGCCCUCUGCCAUCUAUCUAGGCGAGGAAGCGGGUUCAGGUCCUGUUACAAACAAACGUUAUUCAGGUGAUUAUACCCAUGACGAUCAUCCCCAUUUGAGGAUGGCAAGUGGUUUCGCCAGUGUGCAUGUCGGUAUUGGAAGUCCCAAGUUAGAUUUUGCCAGAAGAGAUUGGCCAGGGAGCAGUCAUAAGAGGAAAGAGGGCAGUAGCUCGACGGAAACUUCUCCGGAGGUCAGACAAGAAGGUCAAAUAACAACAGAGCACUCAAAGGAAGGAAGGGAUUUGGUGGAUAGAGUAUCGGGUCUACCUAGUCCACCUGGAACGGAAAGUGAUAUAGCAGCGCCAAAUAACGAUAGUCUCAACGGUGAAUCGUCAGAAAAGGUUCCUUCGCCGGUCAAAAGCACAUCUUCAUCAACAAAAUCCCCUACCAAACUUUCUCGGCGCACAUCAUCGACAGGAUCUGCUCAUCUUAUUGCACGUCGCACAUCAUCCUACUCCGGAUCAUCAACACACGUACCAGACUCACCACGACUUCGCACCCACGCUCUUCGACCGAAACAUUCCCCUUCUUUAUCGAUGUCUCGAUCAGGCUCAUCUUCUUCCAGCUUGAUCGCUAGCCCCUCUAUGGCAGCUAAUCGCAGUAUCAACGAAUCUACCAGAAGAGGGUCAGCAGGAUUAUCAAGAACAAGUAGUCAUUCAUCCAGUCUCAGCCUAGGUGGAAAUGCAAGUGCAGGUGGAUCUUCAUCCAGAAAAGCGCCUCCUCCACUCGACACCAAACGUGCCAAUUCUCCCGAAGAAAGGAUAUCUUCGCCUGAAAGAACAGCUAAGAGAUUGCCCCCUGUCAGUAGUGGAAUUGAGAGUAUGAAUGAAAGAAGGCACUCUAGGAGAUCAAGUAGAGAUCUUAGAGAGGAAAUUGUAGAAGAGGAACCCACAAAGGCAAGUGCGGGUAUGUCAAGGACAAGAUCACAGGGAUCAGAGCUAGAUGAUAAGAUUCGUGGAGCCGAGGAAAGGAUAGCUCAAGCUGCUUUACAUCGAAGAAGAAGGUCGAUUGAUGUGGAGAAAAACUCAACACCUUUACGUCAACCUAUAAGGAGACACGACUCGUAUACUAGAGCAACUGGAUCACUGAUAGUCAAUCCACCUGGUUCUGCUUUGAGAAGAACAACUACUCUUUCAUCGAAUCACACGGACUCACCUUCAGAGUCAAUUGCCAAGAGAAAGGAUGAUUCUCACGAAACACCUGAGAAAGGCGAGGAUGAUCGGGAACGAAGUGGUGGAAGUAGCUCGAGCAGAAGGAGGAAGGGUCUACCUGCUGAAUUCAGGAAUGGCAGUGGUAGCUUGUUCACACCCUCACCCCAAAAACCUAAAAGUAGCGGUAUAAACGAUCAACCUGGAUCUGCUCGAUCGUCCCGACUUAGACAGUUUCUCGGUUCCCCGUCAGACUAUCCAUCAUCUUCUCCUAUACCAAGUCGAUUGUCCACGACGUCUCGUAGAUCUGGAGAGAUGGAAACUAUCACCUCCCCCUCCAAGGCUUUCCGCCAUAUUGACGGCCUAGAACGAUCAUCAAGCUUGGGUGGACCAAGAGGAGAAACAUCUGGAUACUCGAAGCGAAAUUGGGGUCAAUCGAUCUCUGGGCUACCACGAGUAAGUGAUGAGGUGGAUCAUCGAGGUCUACCGAGAGACAGGUAUCGCUCGGAAACUGUCUUAGGGGGAUCGACUUAUCAGUCUUCGAGAGUAGGAGAGGACCGAGGGCUAGGAAGAAGAGGUAUAAGUACCUUAGUGAGCGAAAGGGAUUUGCUAGCUGCUUCUCGAUCCAGAGUAGGUGCUUUAGGACCAGGAGAUUCUGUGUCAGCGGUAGGAUCUAGAAACGAUAGAGGAGAUGGUAAAGAUCCGCUGGAGAUGAUCAGGAGAUUGGAGGAACAACGGGCAGAAUCGAAAAGACGGUGGGAUCACAUGCCUAGACCGGCAACCUCGAUGUCGAGUAUGCGAGAGAUAUACAACAAUCCACCUAAUACCGCUCCCCUUGAACCUCUACGACACAGACGAAGUAUCGAUCAGGAUUCUCCGAUUAGUCCACCAUAUGUCCGAGGGGGUGCUUCACGAUUGGCAUUUAGCAGAGCUGGAGGCCCCUCGACCGAACCUAGAUCUAUGAGAAGCAGUACUUCGCUCGGUGGUAGAUCGUCAGCAAACUUUGAUCUUGCUAAUUCUUCGACUGAACAUGGAAGGCUACUAUUCGAAGCUUUCAGGGUGUUAGAAUCUAAAUUAGGCCAAGAAAUCCUGUCCACCCAUCCUGAAAUGCUCAGGACGUUACACUCGGCCACGCGAACGUCUGAAAACAUAAAUGCGGUACUGCGAAACGCACUUCAGCUAGCAUCACAGAUAGCUGUAGAUGCAGAGUUGGACGAUUCAGCUAAAGUCACAGAAGAAUACUCCAAUCUCGCUUUCAUGCUCAGAGACGCAGGUAAAGCGAGUGAACAGAAUGUUAGAGAUAUGACUAGGGUAUUGCUCGAUCUACCCAAGCUUGUUCGAAUCCAGGAAAAUGGAAGUGGAAUGACUUCUUCUACUUCAGCUUCGGUGGGAAGGAUCAGAAGAUCCGAAUCUGCUGCUCUGAACUAUAAUCACGACCCCGUCAAACAAGGCGUCAUGUCUGAAGAUCGACCUGCCAGAAGAUGGCAGCCUACUUCCCCAAUUGCCCAAACAGAUAGAUCGCCGUUACAAGGUAGAUACAGUAUGGAUACACCCAGAAGAUCAUAUGACCUACUUCGAUCUUCUACUGCUAUGGCUGAUACGUAUUCACCUCUUUCGAGCUAUUCCAGCAUGAGGAACAGGAAUACUCGCACGAAUGGAAAUCUAGACAGUAGCAGGACUGGUGGAUCGACGGUAUCAUCUUUGAUGUCAAAAGUACGAGCUAUGACACCUAGGAAAUCGCCUUCCAAAUUGGAUCUAUCAACUAUCGAACAAUCUCCUCCGAUCAAACGAACUUCCUCGCCCUCGAUCACGAGUCCAGAUAAAUCACCUGAACGUGAAAAGCCACUAAGAAAUUUACUGAAGAAGAAAACUUCUACGUUGAGUACGAAUACUAUCAAAGGGUCGACUCAUCAACCAUCAAAUUUCUUACCCGCUUCAUCAAGUAAUAAGCCUACUACCGCCAUCAGUCAGGUCACUGCUGGAGAUCUAUCAGCUGAUGAUGAAGAGUUGGAACCUAAUUCUCCAAUGAGCAAGUUUAGCUAUAAUUCGCAAAGAAGGAAAUUAUCUAUAUCACGUCCUAACAUCGCGGGUACAGUCAAGGGACAUUCAAGGAAUGGAAGUUCAGAUACGUUCGGUACGACCCAUACCGGGACUGGGACCGGGACUGGAUCGUAUUUUACUGAUCAUGACGAAGAACAGAGAGAAGUGGACGAUGAGAAUGAGAAUGAGAUCGAUGCUGUAUCGAUGUUAGAGCAGAGAUUGGUAAAAGUCGCCAAGAUGAAAGAGGAACGUGGGUUAGGCAUCACUCCGCCUGUAGGGGAAGAGAACAAGAGACCUAGUAUCAGUGAUAGGUUCAGAGCUAGUUUGAGGAAAGGAAGUGGCAGAGUUGAGUGA
Kwoniella botswanensis is the source of this 3726-nucleotide messenger RNA. RefSeq lists its product as uncharacterized. NCBI's taxonomy places the organism in Eukaryota, Fungi, Basidiomycota, Tremellomycetes, Tremellales, Cryptococcaceae. The transcript is spliced from 3 exons. Bases 1 to 3726 code for a protein of 1241 amino acids. The record is from RefSeq and is a predicted model, not a curated record.